AUGUGUAUGAAGGGUGCUCAUGUGAUGAUCGGAUGUUUCGGGCACAAGAGACAGAUAGAGAUAGAUAUACAUAGAGAGAUAAAAGGAGGAUUAUCAUCAACUACUUUGACAUCAUCAUCAUUCUCUUUAUCUUCUUCUUCUUCUUCAACUUCAUCAUUUAGAGUACCACCAUUAUCAACAUCAUCAUAUUCAUUCUAUUCAACAUUAAAUAAUAAUGGUAAAUACUAUUCAUUGUCACAGUUUCCAUACCCAUCGGGAAACUUGCAUAUGGGUCAUGUUAGAGUUUACACAAUGAGUGAUUGCGUAGCAAGACUCAAACGUAUGCAAGGGUAUGAUGUAGUUCAUCCAAUGGGUUGGGAUGCCUUUGGUUUGCCUGCAGAGAAUGCUGCUAUUGAAAAGAACGUGUCUCCCUCUAAAUGGACCAAUUCAAACAUUGACGAAAUGCGUAGACAGUUUAAACUACUCGAUCUCGAGUUUGAUUGGAACCGAGAACUUUCAACAUGCGAUCCAUCCUACUAUCGAUGGACACAAGAGAUAUUCCUAAGGUUGUAUAGAGCUGGCUUGGCAACUCGAAAGAUCGCUAUUGUCAAUUGGGAUCCCGUCGACAAUACUGUACUUGCCAACGAGCAGGUAGAUGCUACUGGACGGUCGUGGAGAUCAAAUGCAAUUGUCGAGAGACGUGAAAUGAAGCAAUGGUACUUUCACAUUACAAAAUAUGCUGAUCGAUUGGCCGACGACCUCCAAAAGCUUGAUGGGUGGCCCGACGAAGUCAAGAAUAUGCAAAGAGAGUGGAUUGGUCGGUCACAUGGCUACCUAUUGGAUUUCAAGUACAACCAGACGAAUGGUGACGCAGCGACACUGACUGCAUUCACAACUAGACCAGAGACUAUAUACGGUGUCACGUUUCUCUCGGUGCACGGUAAACAUCCCGUCAUGGAGUUGGUUCGCAAACAAAUGUCUCGCGAGGAAUUGGUCAAGUUGGACGACUUUAUUCAACGUUGCUCGACACUUAAAGACGAAGAUCCAAUCAUUGCAUUUGAUACAAAGACAACUGUAACUUCACCGUAUGGAUCGACUGUACGACUAGUUGUUUCAUCGGCCGUACACGCCGACUAUGGCACAGGAUGUGUUAUGGGUGUUCCAGCACACAAUACAGUAGACCACCAAGUUGCUACUGAACUCGGUCUUCCACAUCUAUAUGUAUUACCCAGACCUGCAGGCAUUGAAGAAUCAGUCGUCUGUUAUGAUCAAUUGGACCAAUCCUCUCUUCUCCAGAAUAGUGGUCAAUUUAAUGGAAUGCGAGUUGAUAAAGCCAUCGAAUCAAUGGUUGACAGCAACCAAAUUAAAAAACAUACAUCCUAUCGUAUUCGUGAUUGGUUACUCUCACGUCAAAGAUAUUGGGGUACUCCCAUCCCAAUCAUUCACUGCAACAGUUGUGGUGAAGUUCCAGUUCCAUCCGAUCAACUACCAGUCGUCCUUCCAACCGACAUUAGCUUUACUGGUAAAGGUUCUCUAUUGAAUAGUUUGGACGAUUGGAAGAACUGUAAAUGUCCCAAAUGUGGUGGAAAUGCUCAAAGAGAAACAGAUACAAUGGAUACUUUUGUUGAUUCAUCUUGGUAUUAUUUUAGAUUUUUAGAUAGUCAUAAUCAAAAAGAAAUAUUUAAAAAAGAAAUUGCAAAUCGAUUAAUGCCAGUUGAUAUUUAUGUUGGAGGUAUUGAACAUGCUAUUCUUCAUUUAUUAUAUUCAAGAUUUAUCACUAAAUUCCUCAAGGAUGAUGGAUUGAUUGAUCAUGAAGAACCAUUUAAAGUAUUAUUGAUUCAAGGAUUGGUAAAAGCAAAAACCUAUCGUGAUGCUAUUACCAACAAACCAUUACAUCCAUCAAGUGUCAAUUUUGAUAAAUCACAACCAAUCAAUGCUUCAAAUGGUAAUCCAGUCAAUAUUACAAUUGAAAAAAUGUCAAAAUCAAAAUUAAAUGGAAUGGAACCAUCUGAAAUGAUAUCACAAUAUGGAUCAGAUAUAUUAAAACUUUAUAUAUUAUUUAAAGCACCACCAGAGAAAUCAUUGGAAUGGGAUACUGAAGGUAUAGAAGGAUGUCGUAAAUGGUUAAAGAGAGUAGAGACUUUGGUUAAAUCAUUUGUCGAUGAAUAUAGUGCCAACAAACAAUCAUUUAUUGGUGAAUUUGGAAAGGUUGAAGGUGUCAAGCCACUGAGAUACGAGACUCAUUCAACUAUUGACAAUGUUACACAAUCGAUUGAAAAGUAUACUUUUAAUACUGGUAUUGCCUUUUUGAUGACACUUUCAAAUACAUUGGCCAAGGUUGAACCAUCACAAAGAAACAGUCUUGAAUUUUAUGAAUCUGUUCGUACGCUGGUCAUCCUAUUGGCUACGUUUGCACCAAAUACCGCUCAAGAUUAUUGGAAGAUGUUGUGUGAACAUGGUCCAUCGUACACUAGUCAUGCAAGUGGUGAUUCUGCCAUUUUCGAGGUUCGUCGUCAAGGUUGGCCACAACCAUCACGUGAAUGUCUCGAACAACGUGUCAAGCAAUUGGUGAUUAUGACCAAUGGAAAGACACGUGCCGUCGUUGAUGUUUCGACAGAUGACCAAACUGAAUUGGAACAAAUUGCCAAGAAACAUCUUGGUAGUCGUUUGGAUGGUCAAACCAUCAUGAAAACCUUCUUUGCUACAACAAAAACUAAUAAUUUUACAAUUAAUUUGUUAUUAACUUUUAAUAUUUUGGAUAGAUAUGAUAAAGGAAUAAAAACAUCAGUAUAUACUUCUGAAGCUGUAGUUUGCAUUGUCAAGGUUGGAGGUGAAUCAACACAGAGCGUAACCAGUUUACCAAUUCUUACAAAAUGGAUUUGGUUUACUAAUCUUUGUUCACAUAAGACAAAGAAUCAGUCUUGUUGUUUUCAAGAAGAGAGGGGGUGGAGACAAGAAUGA
Cavenderia fasciculata is the source of this 2940-nucleotide messenger RNA. It is a transcript of the gene mleuS, whose product is annotated as leucyl-tRNA synthetase. Lineage: Eukaryota; Evosea; Eumycetozoa; Acytosteliales; Cavenderiaceae. Gene Ontology annotation, biological process: leucyl-tRNA aminoacylation; mitochondrial translation. Gene Ontology annotation, cellular component: mitochondrion. Gene Ontology annotation, molecular function: aminoacyl-tRNA deacylase activity; ATP binding; leucine-tRNA ligase activity. The record is from RefSeq and is a predicted model, not a curated record. The transcript is spliced from 7 exons. The coding region runs from base 1 to 2940 and encodes 979 amino acids.